UCCACCAUGCAAUCCCUCCAUUCAUUUACACCCCAAGAAUAUUUGCCAACAAAGUCCCCCACAACUUAAGUCUUUAAGUCUCAAAGCAAGUCAUUUUAUUUGAAUAUCUAUAUUCCGAUUCAAUAUCCUCGCACAUAAUAUAUAUAGUGGCUAGAUCACACAAACACUAAAUACACAACAAAAACCACUUUCUCAUCUCUUUAGCUUUCUCUCCACUAAAUACUACUACGCUCAAAAAGAUUUUAUCUUUAUUUGUUUUUCUCUUUGCUUUUGGAUUGUUGUAGAUCUAGGAAUAAGAGUAAAUAAAAAAACCAAGAUGAUCCAGGAACUGUUUGGAGGUGCAGGCCUUAGUAACAUAGAAGGAGGAGAGAGGAAAUCUUUCACCUUUCAUGGUGGUACUACUUGUUCUCCUUCUCUGUCUCCUUCACCAUCCCCUUCUUCCUCAACAACUACCACCGCCACCGCCACCACAACAAUCACGGCAGGUUUAUCAAGUACUGAGAACUUGAGAUGCCCAAGAUGCGAAUCUUCCAACACCAAGUUCUGCUACUACAACAAUUACAACCUCACUCAACCCCGCCACUUCUGCAAGACCUGUCGCCGCUACUGGACAAAAGGAGGAGCCCUCCGCAACGUUCCAAUUGGCGGCGGCUAUAGAAAAAACAAGAGUGUCACCGGGUCAACGGCUUCCAUAGGCAAGACCGCCGCAGGGAAGUUGAAAACGGUGGUGUCAGAGAUUGGCCGUUCAGGAUUUGGUGGGGGGUUCGAUCAGGAGGUCCAAGCAAGCCCAAUACUAUGGGGCUCGCCCCAGAAUUCUCAUUUACUAGCCCUGUUAAAAGCCAGUCAUCAUCAAAACCCUAACCCUAAUCAACUUUGUAAUUCUGUAAAUGUGAAGCAAGAGGGAGGUAUGAAUAUGAUUGGGUCCCACAUGAUGACUACUGAGGCAAUUGCAAUGAAUACUGCUCGAACCCUGGGGUUGGAUCCAGUGUGCCAGGCUCCUUCACUUGGCCUGUGCAGCUCUUUCUGGAGAAACAACAACCAAAAUCAACCACCUCCAAGCCAUCACCAACACCAACAAAACGGUUUCAUUGUUGGUCAUGAAGUUCAAAGCAGCAAUAUUGGAAUUCAAGAAUUGUUUCAGAGGCUAACACCAUCAACAUCACAAUCAGGUAGUUAUUAUUCCGACCAACUAAAUAAUGUGGUGGCGUCUUCAUCCUCCUCAUCAUUGUCUUCAUAUUCCACGUCAUCGAUUUUGGAUUCGUCUCCGGCGGUUGGCGGUGGCGAAAUGGGUUACUGGAACCCGGCGUUUACCGCGUGGUCAUUUGAUCUUCCGACAACCAAUGGUGCAUAUCAUUAAGUCUUUAGCCUCAGUUAGGUUCUACUUUUUCUUUAAUUUGGUUGAUUUUUUGGUUAUGUUUGUGUGGGUUGUGAUACUUAUUAUGGCUUUAGCCUCAGUAGCUAAUAGCCACUCUUUCUUCUUCUCUGUCUGUAUGUGUGUUUUAAGGUGUAAGGGACAUAUGAGGGAGGGUGUACCAACUAAGGACCAGGAAAUUAAAUGUUUUGUUACUUGUUA
Pyrus x bretschneideri (Chinese white pear) is the source of this 1573-nucleotide messenger RNA. Its product is annotated as dof zinc finger protein DOF2.4-like. NCBI's taxonomy places the organism in Eukaryota, Viridiplantae, Streptophyta, Magnoliopsida, Rosales, Rosaceae. Gene Ontology annotation, molecular function: DNA binding; DNA-binding transcription factor activity. The record is from RefSeq and is a predicted model, not a curated record. The transcript has a single exon. Gene Ontology annotation, biological process: regulation of DNA-templated transcription. The coding region runs from base 317 to 1357 and encodes 346 amino acids.